AACGAUGGAAACAAGCCUUGAUUUCUUGAUGGAACCAGUGGCCGCUGCCGCUGCAUGCGCCGCCGGCGCUGGUUGUUCCAGACCCCUCUCUUGACUCCUCUCUGUCGCCACCGCUCACUAGAACCUCCACCGCCACCUCCCCGUUGUCUCAUCUCGCCCUACCCCAUCUCCUCCUAUGCUGACCAGCAAGUACGCCGCCGGCAUGGCCCGUCCCUCAAGUCCACGACGCUUCUUCUCUGAUAACUCUCUUGCCUUCUUUUCUGAUGCAGCAGCCCCGCCGCCCACCACCUACUCCUCCUCCCCGGCAUUUCCUCGCCGCCGAAGCCGCCCUUCCCCCAAGUCUGCGACGCCUCUCCUGCAUCCUCCUCUGAUGCAGAAGCCCCAGCACCUUCGCCUCCUCUCCGCUGUCUCCACCGACGCCGACCUUCGCGUAUGCCGGCUAUGCGCUACACAUCAUCGGCGGCGGCUGGGCUCCUUCCACGCCUACGUGCUACAGGUUCUUCCAAUUAGAGUACGAGCUACUCCCCGAGGACUGCUUUGUUGUGUGCAAUUGGAGCGCCACCCACGAGCUCCACACUCGCGUUCUCCUCCAAUUGACUCCAUCUGGAAGAUGGCUGGUCUGGUGCGAUGUUGGCGUGGAGGAGCUAUGCUCUGCUAUUGCCAUCUAAUAUGUUUCGUCAAGAACCAAGGCAAUUAUGUAGGUGGGCAGAUGGAGAUGUACCGUGCUUCAAAAAUUAUUCCCUGGCGUGAUCUAAGAUCACAGGCUGUGCUAGAAAUUUUGGAGGUCUGGUGUGGGGGCAGUUGUCGCAUCUUUUACAAUUUCACAAUUCGGAGUUAUCAGUUGUGACGCUCGCACGACUUGCAGUUGACGAAGCCAAUGUUGGAAGGAUGUUGACGCAUGGAACAUCAUUUGACAUACUCCCUCCGUUCCGAAUUAUUUGUCUUGGAUUUGUCUAGAUACGGAUGUAUCUAGACUUAUUUUAGUGCUAGAUACCUCCGUAUCUAGACAAAUCUAAGACAAGUAAUUCGGAACGGAGGGAGUAGUAGUCUAGCUUAGUGAGCCCCGGUCAUUUUUUUGUACUUGUAUAUAAUCUCUUUUGCAUGCAAGUUAAGUGUUUUACUUUUUUGUUUUCCUUUUUCAUGUGACUUCUCCUAGCCAAUUAAUGAUUGUGGUAUGUUUA
Triticum dicoccoides is the source of this 1181-nucleotide messenger RNA. RefSeq lists its product as uncharacterized. The record is from RefSeq and is a predicted model, not a curated record. Lineage: Eukaryota; Viridiplantae; Streptophyta; Magnoliopsida; Poales; Poaceae. The transcript is spliced from 3 exons. Bases 176 to 847 code for a protein of 223 amino acids.